UCGUCUCUUCAUUUUCGAUAAAAAUGAAAGAAAUAUGAACGUUUCAUAUUUUCUGAAAAAUGCUAGAAAAAUAAAAGAUGGCUCACUUGCCACAUAGUCUCUACUCCGCUGCUAGGCCAAAGUUUCCAUAUGCCGGAAAGUCCGCCCAGCCGAAGUGGAGUCGCUUCCCAGGGACCCUGCGGUGCGCAUCGACCGAGUCCUUAACGAGUUUGACUCAGAAUGCGGCGGAGAUAGAGUUGAAGUAUAUGGUGAGUCAACACGGGUGGGGCGUGAGGAGGUUGAGAAGAGACGACGAAGAAGAGAUAAGGAGAGUGUCUCUGGUUCAGGCCGAAGCUUUCCACAUCCCUCUCGCUCUUUUCAAUGAUUUUUUCUUCUUGUUUUUCCAGGCAGAAGUUUUGUCAGGGCUUCUCUACAAACUAAAGAAUUCACCUCCUGAUAGAUAUGCAUGUCUUGUGGCGGAGCAAACAAGCGAAACUGACACUAGUUCAAGCUCAAGUGUCGUUGGAGUAGUUGACAUCACAGUUCAGACAGAAAACGCAGUACUCCGCCACUUUCCCGGCGUUGAAGAAUAUCUUUACGUCUCAGGCUUAGCCGUCUCCAAAGCCCAAAGAAGGAAGAAGAUGGCAAGUACAUUGUUAAAGGCAUGUGAUGUUAUAUGCUACUUGUGGGGUUUCAAGCUUCUUGCUCUUAGAGCUUACGAAGACGAUGCAGCCGCUAGAAACCUCUACUCAAACGCUGGUUACACCGUGGUCGAGUCUGAUCCACCUUGGACCUCUACUUGGAUAGGAAGAAAACGUCGCGUUCUUAUGACCAAACGCAUUUCUUAGGGCGUUUUUGGUUUAUAUCUACUUCUUCAUGUACAUUUGCUUUAGCAUUAUAGGGUUUAUCAAAAUAACUUGGACCGAUCAAUACAGAGACAGUAACUGAAACUCCACACCAUCGAAGUGAUUUGCAAGAAACGAAAACACUUGAUACAACUA
Raphanus sativus (radish) is the source of this 980-nucleotide messenger RNA. RefSeq names its product GCN5-related N-acetyltransferase 10, chloroplastic. Gene Ontology annotation, cellular component: cytoplasm; NatA complex. Gene Ontology annotation, biological process: mitotic sister chromatid cohesion. Gene Ontology annotation, molecular function: N-acetyltransferase activity. Bases 78 to 827 code for a protein of 249 amino acids. Lineage: Eukaryota; Viridiplantae; Streptophyta; Magnoliopsida; Brassicales; Brassicaceae. The record is from RefSeq and is a predicted model, not a curated record. The transcript is spliced from 4 exons.